Stylophora pistillata is the source of this 3412-nucleotide messenger RNA. RefSeq names its product RNA-binding protein Musashi homolog 2. Gene Ontology annotation, molecular function: mRNA binding. The record is from RefSeq and is a predicted model, not a curated record. Lineage: Eukaryota; Metazoa; Cnidaria; Anthozoa; Scleractinia; Pocilloporidae. Gene Ontology annotation, cellular component: cytoplasm. Gene Ontology annotation, biological process: regulation of translation.
UAUUCGUCUCUCGAUCCAAAUCAGCUGUCAAAUUGAUUGGCAGUUUCUCAAGGGUCUCAUUACUUUGAUCCAAUGAAAGGAAAGAAGUAUAGACAGGCUUGGAGAAGGACAAAAGGAAAGGCGGGUCACAUUCGAACAUGUGUCACAUCACUCACGGCUUCUAACAGCGUUGCGAAGGAGACUUUCGUGGACCAAUCACAGAAGCCCACAGCUCACAAUCAAUCAAGAGCAUAGGUGCCAGUUCCAAAUGGCGCCAAAUUACCACCCAUCACGAACCAAUCCGAAUAUAAUAUCCACGUGUCGGCAUUCGUUAGCCUAUCUCUUGUUUAGUUGUAGUUGUAGGAAAAAUGGAGGCGGAUAGUCCACAGACCUCUGGAGCCUCCAAAGUCGACCUCCCGAACGAUCCGGGGAAGAUGUUCGUCGGAGGCCUGAGUUGGGAAACAACGGCAGAGGGUCUGCAGGAAUACUUUAGCAAGUAUGGAGAUCUAAAGGAGUGCCUGGUGAUGAGGGAUCCUAACACAAAACAAUCGAGGGGGUUUGGGUUUGUUACUUUUGAGGAUCCAGCCGCUGUAGAUGCAGUGUUGAAAGCAUGCCCACACGAACUUGACCACAAGAAGAUCGAUCCGAAAGUCGCUGUGCCCAAGAGACCUCAACCGAAGCUGGUAACGAGAACAAAAAAGAUAUUUGUAGGAGGGGUGUCUGCUUCCACCACUGAAGAGGACUUGACCAAUUUUUUUAAACAAUAUGGAGAGGUGGCAGAAUCCAAGCUUAUGUUCGAUAAAGUUACACACAGACAUAGAGGAUUUGGCUUUGUAACAUUUGAAACUGAAGAUGCAGCUGAAAGUGCCUGUGAGGAACAAUUCCACCUGAUCAACGAUAAGAAGACUGAAGUUAAGAAAGCGCAACCUCGAGAGGUGAUGCAAAGUUUGCAAGGUGGGCGUGGUAGGGCUGGUAGGGCCUUGGCUGGACGAGGGUUCUUGUAUCCUUUCCAUCCUGGGUUUCCUCGAGGCUUUCCUCUGUCAGGCUUUGGUCCUGGUUUUGGUAACUACCCAUUUCCAGGUGGGUACAGUCCUGCUGCAGCAGCAGCAUUUGCAGCACAGAACAGGCCGGUGAGAGGUAAAGGCCGUGGUUACUUAGGGAACUAUCCCGGAAUGCUUGGUUUUCCUGGCUACCCUGCUGGAUUCAUGAAUCCCCCUGACCAGCGACGAACAGCAGGAGGUCAGUACUAUGCAGACUAUGCCACAAUAAGUAAUCAGGGAGGCCGCUCAGGACCCAACAGACCACCUGACAUUCCACAAGUUAGCCCAGCCAUGCAGGAAUAUACUGACUAUCAGGGCAUGAAUUACCAUCAUACCCAGCAAUUUGGUCCUCCACCACCCUCACCAGUAUCCAGGGCAUUUGCCCCUUCUGCAACUAGUCCAGGACCUGUUCAAGAUCUAAGCAGCUACAUCAAUUCUGCUGCAAAUACUUCAGCAGAUGGUUUGGGGUACACUGCCACCAGCCCUCAGCCUACAGGCUUUGGUCAUGCCAUGGCGUUCUGAUGGAGGAGUGCAUCAUUAUUUCCGUUGGCCACUAAGAAGCUUUGGCAUGAGAUGCUGAUUGUUACAGGUCCAAUUUCUGCAUUUGAUGAGGUUUGAAGACCAUUUGAAGUACCGGUACCAAACUAUUUUGUCUCGAUUUACGAGUCAAUUCAUCUCGAUAUAAUUCUCCACCUAAUCAAAGGUGGAACGUCUUUUGAUGGUCAAAAUGAAAUUUAAUUAUGUCAGUUGUAGAGAUAUUUCUAGUUUACGUAUAUCUUGAUUUACAUGACCAUUUUAGUUACAAGGCAGACUGGUCACAUCUUAGAUUCAUUAAUAGAAGUAGAUAGCAGUUGUUUACUAUAGCUCGGUGUGUCUAGAUUUCUUUGUAGUGGAUAGUUACAACAACUAAAUUUGCUGGAUUCGGUGAAUAAGUCAACCUGACUCUCAUUUAAAAGAGUUCAGAGGCUUGGCGACUCGGAGUCAGAUUCAUUCCAGGAAAGUAUUAAAGGAAAACGGAUUGUUUUACUUAUAUAGUAGUGAUUUACUUAAAAUGAGAGAAUUUUCAGGUUGUGAUGUUUUGUUGUAUUCCGGUCGAUUGGAAAACCAACAAGCUUAAGAGGAAGUAAGAGUUUUCAUGGCGAAGUUUAGUGGUACUGAAGAGGAGUAGUGUUUCUAUCAAAAAGGGAUAAUGGAUCAUUUCCAUGGGACUGCUUUGCAGCCAUUUCCGGUGUCGUCACGCCGGGCGAUUAACUCCCCCAGUAACGACACCGGAAAUGGCUGUAAAGCAGUCUACAUUUCCAUGAGACUGCCUCAAACCGAUUGUCAUACUGUUUAGAUUUAAAUGCGAAAACAUGAUUCCAAAAUCACGAAUAGUACCGGCAUUUAAUUUCGCAGCAAUACAUACUGCACUUUCCAUCGUGCACCAAGGGUCUUAAAACUUAAAGAAUUCUCCUAUUUUUUUUUUUUUAUUGAAAAGACUCCGUAUACAGAGACGAUAUCUAGAUUUCCGUUUAGUACUACAUUUGUUUGUAGUUUCGAAAGAGGAAUGAUUAUAUUUAGAAGUAACGUAGAAUGUGCGAGUCGACGUAAUGAAGAUAGGUAAGCACGGUUCUGCAUAAAGUAAGUACGGAAUAGUAAAGGUAUAUUUGGGUUUCAAGUUAAACUGCAGUGUAUAGCGAGAUAGGACUAGAAAAAAAGGGUUAGCUGUUCUCUCACGCCCCCCAGAGUGUGUCAUAUUCUAUGUAUGUAAAGGACAUCAAAUGUCAAUCUCGAUUUCGUUUUAUUUCCUCCUCUUUCGUUGUCUGAUUUGUGGUAUGAAAACUGUUUACAUUUUGGUUUGUCAGUUUCAAAAACUGACGUUCUACGAGGAGUAGGUGAAGGCAAACAAGGGGUUUUGGUCGAGGUUCGAUUUAUUUUCUUUUUAUUCGUUAAGGUCGUGAAAGACCUCACCACAAGUUUUCUAUCUAAAAAAAAAAACCUGUAGGGUGUUUACCCAGAAACAGAGCCCCUUCCCUGACCCAACAACAAUGAACCAAUUACAGAUAGGGUUAAUGUUGGGUCAGGGGAGGGGCGGUGCGCAGUUUCUCAGAUGCUGACGUUUUUAGUUUCUUUUCUGUCUCUUUGUCGUUGUUUUAUAAUUUGCUUAACAUGUAAAUCACUCCGGCACAGUAGUUUGCUUUCAUUUGCUCCUUGUAACUUUGAGAAAACUUAGACAUUAGCAUUUUGUGGCUGUUUUGUGAGGGAAUUCAUUAUCAAUUGUGACGCCACUUUAUAAGUGACGGCCGCAAGACUGAGAAAAAAGUAGUGCACAGAUAGUGUUUUAGAAAGUUUCAAACAACGAAUGAGUUAAGUUAUUUAAGUUUUCUCAAAAGAAAAUUAAUGAUAAAUCCAAA